CCAUUUGGCGGGAACGUGGACUUCAGACGACGGAAGAAAGCUUCUGAGCUUCUCAGAGUAAAAAUGGCGAACAAGCUCAUCAACCAGAUGGGCCUCCCCAAAUCCAUCGCCAACGUUUUCACCGCUCGUAACAUCACCACCGCCAAGGAAGCUCUGUCGUUAACCGAAUUCGAAUUAAUGGAGGUAUUAGAUGUGAAUUUGGCAGAAGUCACGUCUGCGAUAGCCCGCAUCAGUGAAAUCACAUGUCCUCCCUAUCAAACCGUGCUAAGUCUAAUGGAGCAACAGGUUCAGAAGGAACACAAUGGCGGUCACCUUUCGACGCGCCUCAAAGGCCUAGACGAUGCCUUGUGUGGUGGCAUUCCAUUUGGGGUUUUGACAGAGUUGGUUGGUCCUGCUGGCAUUGGCAAAACACAGUUCUGUCUGAAGCUUGCAUUGUUGGCUUCGUUGCCAGAAGCUUAUGGAGGUUUAGAUGGUCGGGUAAUAUACAUCGAUGUAGAAUCCAAAUUUAGUUCGAGAAGGAUGAUAGAAAUUGGAUCAAAGAGUUUCCCAGAAAUAUUUCACAAGAAAGGAAUGGCACAAGAGAUGGCUGGUAGGAUUCUUGUUAUGCGGCCGACAUCACUUUCUGAGUUCACUGAGAGUUUGCAACAACUCAAGAUCUCACUCCUUCAAAACCAAGUGAAGUUGCUAAUUAUUGAUAGCAUGGCUGCUCUUGUUGCAGGGGAACAGGGGCAGGGCGCACCUAGGCAGCAUCUACUGGGUUGGCAUAUUUCCUUUAUUAAGUCACUUGCUGAAUUUUCACGCAUCCCUAUUGUUGUUACGAACCAAGUGAGAUCUCAAAUUCAUGAUGAAGCCUGCCAGUAUGCUUUUCAAGUGCAGCACAGGGAAAAAGCAUUACAUGAACAUACAGAAUAUGAUUCUCAUCUUGUUGCUGCUUUGGGGAUUCACUGGGCUCAUGCUGUGACCAUACGUCUUGUGCUUGAUUCUAAAUCUGGGAAGAGGUUCAUCAAGCUGGCAAAGUCUCCGAUAUCACCCCCUCUGGCCUUCGCGUUCAACAUAACAUCAUCUGGAAUCUCAUUGCUAAGCGAUGGUGGAAUAGAACUGACAGGACCAGAGAUAAACACAAUUCAUUGCCAAGGACACAGCGACAUAAUUAAUUUUGACGGGAAAAGGUUUCAGUGAUCAAUCUGAAGGAAAGCAGCAUCAUAAAUGUGUAGGAAUUUGCAAGAAAUUCAAUACGAUGGUAGAAAAAAUAUGUGCCUCAGGUCAGCUUACAAACUCAAUACGCAUCACUUCUCCAUGCACAAAGCUAACCAUCCAGGAAAGAUCAACUGAAAUUUAAAACUUGCUGAGGGCCCUUUUUUCUCUUAGCAGGUUUAGAGUUUGUGUUUAUCUUCUAUGUUUUGUACUCCUUUCAUGAGCAGGGUGUAUAAUCCGUUCGAUGUGAAGUUGUUGAUAGUGAAUGUUGGUUGACAGGUUUCUUGGUAUUUGCCAGUAUAUACAAACUCAUUAUUCGUCACCAUUUUCUGUAGUACAA
Molecule: messenger RNA, 1534 nt
Organism: Malus domestica (apple)
Lineage: Eukaryota; Viridiplantae; Streptophyta; Magnoliopsida; Rosales; Rosaceae
Product: DNA repair protein RAD51 homolog 2
Biological process (GO): double-strand break repair via homologous recombination
Cellular component (GO): replication fork; Rad51B-Rad51C-Rad51D-XRCC2 complex
Molecular function (GO): single-stranded DNA binding; ATP-dependent DNA damage sensor activity; double-stranded DNA binding
Source: RefSeq, a predicted model, not a curated record